Messenger RNA from Argentina anserina (silverweed cinquefoil), 1139 nucleotides. RefSeq names its product protein FD-like. Lineage: Eukaryota; Viridiplantae; Streptophyta; Magnoliopsida; Rosales; Rosaceae. The transcript has 3 exons. Gene Ontology annotation, cellular component: nucleus. The coding region runs from base 277 to 951 and encodes 224 amino acids. The record is from RefSeq and is a predicted model, not a curated record. Gene Ontology annotation, biological process: positive regulation of DNA-templated transcription. Gene Ontology annotation, molecular function: DNA-binding transcription factor activity.
GACAGGGUGGAAGCAAAUGUUUGCCAUUUUGAUUAUGAUCCCAGGUUCCUAGUACUAUUACUCCAUUUGGUAUCGCCAUCAAAAGGUACAAUAAUCCCAUGUGCCCCUCUUAAUAUAAUACCCAAGUGGAUUAAUUUUGGGAACAAGGACUAGUAGACCUAAGCUCUGCUAUUUACAACUUGCAGAUCCAAAAACUAAAGCUCCCUAGCUUCCAUCUUUCUUGCUCCCUUCUAAAACCCUUCAUCUCAAUCUCUCUGAAACAUCCAUCAAAUUCCGAUGACGAUGGAGGAUGUCUGGAAAGAUAUAAGCCUAGCUUCUCUAUGUGACCGCAGCUCUCCGGCUGCUGCUGCUGCUGCCGGCAGCUCAUCCGCCAACCCUGCAGCUUUUCGUAGCUUCAUUUUUCAAGAUUUCAUGGCAGCUGGUUCUGCCAAAGUCGCACCUUCUCCUCUUGCUACUGAUCUAGUUCCACCACCACCGGCCACUCUCAGCUUGAGUUCUUCUGGCUCGGAUCAUUUUCAGCAGUACCAAGUUCAAAACUCUACUGCUACUACUAGUACGAACGCUACUCCACCAAAAUUACUAAUGAAGCCAAACCCGCAAAGUCUGCACAGUGCUACCACUAUGCCUUCAUCUUCUUUGAUCUCUUUCUCCAAUAAGUCCGCAUCGGAGGCUUUGGAUUCUUCCCCAUAUUGCAAGAAAAGGGUCGUGGAGAGAAAUGGAGAGAGUUCUAGGCAUGUCCGGCAUAAGCGGAUGAUCAAGAACAGAGAAUCAGCCUCUCGCUCCCGAGCUCGAAAGCAGGCUUAUACAAGUGAGCUGGAAGUUAAAAUAGAACAGCUGCGGGAGGAAAAUGCCAGACUUAAAAGGCAGCAAGAAAAGUUCUGCUCACCCACCCCAGAAGCACCGGCACCGGCACCGGCACCGGCAACUCUGAAAAGGGCACACUCUAUCUAGAAUAAGGCAAUAAUAUAUCUGCCAAUCAACUCUUUUUAUAUUUUGUUGCUAAUUUAGUUUAUCUUCGUCUUCGUUAUCCUUUGUACGAAUGCAAUAUUGCUGCCAGGCCGAAACUUAUUCCCCAGCAUAUUUGGAUAUGGAUGGGACCUGUUUGGCUAAUACUGUCAUCAAGUGUCAUAUUCAGUAUU